Molecule: messenger RNA, 912 nt
Organism: Penicillium robsamsonii
Lineage: Eukaryota; Fungi; Ascomycota; Eurotiomycetes; Eurotiales; Aspergillaceae
Product: DUF2011 domain-containing protein
Exons: 3
Coding region: 1-912 (303 amino acids)
Source: RefSeq, a predicted model, not a curated record
AUGUUUGAUCUACCAAAUGCUAAGCGCGUCCGUCGCGAUGAGAUGCGUUCUCCAGAGUCAUCCCGCUCGCCAUCACCAGCACCAGAUGAUGCCGCUGCCCAGGAUGCAUACGCCCGCCUAGGACAGCUGCUUAAUCUCGACCAAUUGGAUACUGCACAGGAUACAACUAGCCAAGACAAUCAGCCUGCGGAGAACGAGGAUGAGGAACAAGAAUUCGAGUUCCGGCUAUUCAGAGCCCCCGCCAAAUCAACGGAAGAUACCACCAAGCAGCCAGGAAAGCAGACAGAUGAGACAAGCACAGAGGAAAAGGCAGCGCCCAUUACUCAAAAAUUGAGGAUUCGGCUGCAUUCACCUACACCGGGAUCUGGCGCUGGCACCGAGGGACGAUUUGUGAAAGCCUCGCGCGGGUGGGAUUAUUACUUCUCUACACCUUCUCUGCAGGGCAGGAGCGGAGAACCCACCGCCGAAGACGAGAGCCGGAUAACGGAAAAGAAGAAACAAUUUGAGGACAUGGCCGUUAGCGGACAGCACGUGCUGACAUGGGCCAACUCGCUAGUCUGGCCUGGCUGCCAUCUUCCCUGGCGAGUCAUCCAUCUCAAGAGACAUCAGACCAAAAUGCCACGGCCAGCCAACAGUCUUCCCGUCUACGUGGUAGAAGGCGUACCAGUCUCGAAGAGUCCACUUACACGCAAGAAGCCAGGCAAGAAACGACGAGUGCAGCUGCGCAAGCGGGUUGCGGCCGCACAGGCUGCUAAGGAAAAUGAAGCAGAGAAGCGGACUCGGAAGAAUCGCGAUAGGAAACUCAAGCGCAGACAAAAGGCGAGAGAGCAGAAGGCUGCGGCGGCGGGUGUCAGCGUUGAAGAUGUCGUGAUGGCUGGUGAUGAUGAUCAUUCCUCGGGUGGAGAAGAAUGA